This is a messenger RNA of Biomphalaria glabrata, 5216 nucleotides long. RefSeq names its product zinc finger protein 425-like. Gene Ontology annotation, cellular component: nucleus. The transcript is spliced from 2 exons. Gene Ontology annotation, biological process: regulation of gene expression. Lineage: Eukaryota; Metazoa; Mollusca; Gastropoda; Planorbidae. The coding region runs from base 323 to 3217 and encodes 964 amino acids. The record is from RefSeq and is a predicted model, not a curated record.
UCAACAGCUGCCUCUUGUAUUUACUCAAUAAGUGUAAAGUUGACGGAUCUUCAUAGUUAAGUAGUUGUUUUAUUUCGUAAUCGACGGAGCCUGGGGAUUUGGAUUAAUUUCAAUUAAUUCGUCAAGUUGAUGCAAUGAUGGAAGGGCACAAACUUGGCGCUUUUGACAUGCCAUUAUCAGACCACCGCCCAUUCUUAAAAGUGAAACAAACCAGGUGCUGAUUGCCACCUGCAACAUAAGCCAAAGUUAUGAAAGUGUUCCGACAAAUACCUCUAAGCUGUUUUUUUAUUGUGUGAACUCUAAAAAGCAGUUUGAACAGAACAUGGAUCCGGUGCCACAGAAUAGCAUCACCAUUUGCCUGCCUCCAUCAGUCAGCUUGUCAGAGAUCAAUGCUGACAACCUGAGAAAUAUGGUGGAGGCAGCCUGCCAGGGUUCCCAUGAUCCUUUUAACCAGAACGGAGAAAUAAUACUUUAUGUCAAGGAACAGGACAUGGACUUAGAUCAGCAAUUUAUCUAUGAACCUGUUUCACAAGCCAUGUUUCAAGAAAAAAUUGAGCAGAGUAUGCUUGAAGACCCCAUGGGUGCUGUCAGCGAGGCUACUUUUAUUCAACUUCAGGAGAGUGGCUUGCUGUCUCAUGAGGCCAUGUUGUUAGCAGAUGCUGAAGGUACCAUGAUGCCGACACAAGAGGCUGGCAUAUUGCAUACUCAAGAAACUGGAUUACUGUCUACUCAAGAUUCUGUAUUAAUGCCAACUCAAGAUACUAGUAUUGGUAUGAUGCCAACUCAAGAAACUAGUAUGAUGCCAACUCAAGAAACUGUUAUGAUGCCAACUCAAGAAACUUGCUUGAUGCCAAAUCAAGAUACAAGUUUAAUGCCAACUCAAGAGACUAGUUUGAUUUCUUUACAGGCUCAGCACCAUGUGUCCCCACCACCACCUGUCAUUAGAAAGCGUUUUGUUAUUCCAUCUUUCGAAAAACAACUUAUUUUGUCAGAACUCAAACCCACUCCAGCUAAAAUUGAAAUUGACUGUAAUCCAGAAAAAAAAAUGUUGGAUAUUAAACAAGAAAUAGAUGAAGACGAUGUCAAAGGCCCAGUCAAAAUUGAUUAUGAAAAAUUGAAGAAGCAAAAACUGACGGGGCCUCAAGGCUCAAAGAUAUUUGGAUGCAGUGUCUGCUCCUAUAGAUCAGCUACAAGAACACUAUUGCGCCAACACAUGAUCAUUCAUGCAGAUAAAAAGUUCCAGUGUAAAGAGUGCAAAUACAGGUGUCACACAGCCAGUCACCUGAAACGUCACAUGUUCAUCCAUUCUGAGAACAAACCCAUACACUGCGAGCAGUGUGGUUAUUCCUGCACCCAAAACUUUCAGAUGAAGGCUCAUCUCAUCCAGCAUGAGACUGAUACACCUUUUGUUUGUAAAAUCUGCAAUGCAGUCUACAAAAAAGAAGAAAGUUUGAAGGUCCACAUGCUGGGACACGAAAAUGUUACUAAGUUUCGUUGUACUCAGUGUAAUUAUGCCGGCAAUAGAUAUGGAGAUUUCAAAAGGCAUGUGCUGACGCACUCUUCUGAUAAGCCAUUGAAAUGCACCGUUUGUAGCUAUGCAUGUAUUCGUCAGUGGCGAUUAAAAGCUCACAUGAAAAUUCACCAACAAGACAAGCCAUUGUUGCGUUGUGAUUUGUGUGACUUUAGCUGCUUAAGUGCUCCCAGGCUAAAAGACCACAAAGUUAUACACACCAAUGAAGGUGUAAUACGCUGCGAGUCUUGUGACUUUGUUUGCACGCAACCUUCGCGGCUCAGGAGGCAUAUGAAAGUACAUUCUAGUGCUCCUCAAAAGACCUACACUGGCACAACAUAUCCUGCAGCUUACCAGCAGAAAAUGGAGCUGGAGCAAGCCGAGUCAGAAGCCAGUAAUCAGCCGACUUACAUCAGUCUACCAGCUGCUCAAGCUUUAGAACUGGAUGGGGACUGGGGGGCUGAGCAGUUAGACGAGGAUCAAUUCAGCGCUUUUGCAGCCUUUGCUGGGAAACAAGCCGGAGAAACAUACACGAUUACAACAACAGACGGAGGCCAAACCUAUAUUAUUCAGACUGAAUCUCCUGAACAAUUUGCCCAGCAGCUGGCACAGGCUCAGUUUGAACAAGUUCAGCAGAUUGAAGCACUCCCUGAUCCCCAACCAGAUUUUACAGAGAUUGCUGACAUCAAGCCUAGCCCUUCAAAAUUGAAAGAGUUGGCAGAAGAAGAGUCUCCCCCGGUGAAAAAGCCACCACUGAAUCAUUCUAAAUCUAAAAGGUUUCACUGUGACCUAUGUGAUUUCUCUUGUGAUUAUAAAUCCACAUUCUCGGCUCACCAGAAGAAGCAUUCAAGCGUGAAAAAGUACAAGUGUGCUCACUGUGAUUACAUGUGCAACGACACAUCGCGCAUGAAAGAUCACUUACUAUGCCACACAACCGAGAAGAUGUUCCAGUGUCAUGUUUGUGAGUUCUCGUGUAAAAGAAAGAUUGGCCUCAAAGAUCAUAUGAAGGUUCACACGGGGGAAAAACCUUACCAGUGCAAGGAUUGUGAGUAUACUUGCCGCUCCUCCGAGGGCUUAAAGUCCCACAUGUCUAAACAUUAUGGAGUCAAACCCUAUACUUGUGAUGUGUGUGGCCAGGGUUGUUCCUCGUCCUAUUUGUUAAAGAAACAUAAAUUUAUCCAUGGAGAGAAGCCGCUGCAGUGCACUUACUGUGACUACAAAUGUAUCCAAAAAAAACAGCUUACUAAUCAUCUUCUUCAACACAAGUACCAACACCCCUUCUGCUGCAGUUUGUGCAGUGCUACUUACAAAAAAGAAGAAAGUUUGAAGAUACACAUGAUGUCCCACCAAAACAUCAGGAAAUUUGCAUGCAGCAUGUGUACCUAUGCUGGAAACCGUGCUGCAGAUUUCCGGCGACACAUGCUGACCCAUUCGUCGUCGAAACCAUUGCAAUGUCCCCACUGCUCCUACUCUUGCAUCCGCCAGUCUCGCCUGAAAGCACACAUGCUGGUCCAUUCCCAAGAGAGAAGCUCCAACCGUAAAGUUGGUGUUACCAUGCCAAAAUCGUAUCGUUGUGCAUUCUGUGACUUUUCUUGUACCCGCACAUCCAGACUUAAAUCUCACUUGUCCAAAGUACACCUUGACCUUCCUGACAAUGUCAUUUUCAGUAUUGACUUUAAGCAGAUUGACGGUUCACAGGAUCUCUAGAAACACUUAGCUCAACUUAGGGAGAUAAUUUGAUUUUGAAUAGGCUCUCUCCUUACUGGCUUAACAUAAUUUAAUUUGAUUACAUCUGAAAUAGAAAUUACAUUCACAGCUAAUGUUUAUCUGCCAGGACAACUUUGUUUCCAUCAGGUUGGCUCUGUCAAGUGUGUUUGGGAUGUUCAGCACAUAUAAUACACAAGUUUUCUGUAUUUCUACUAUAAGAGUAUAAUGGCGCUGACAAUAUAGUUGAUUUAUUACCUUAAAAUUUUCCUCACAGCCGUGUUUUUUUGUCAGUUUCAAUUUUAUGUACAUUUUUUUUUUGUGUUAACAGAACAAAGCAAUAGGUUCAUACCUUAGAACUCAAACAACCAGCUCCGUCCACUGGAUAUAAGCUUGUUAGAUUAAACUUAUCUCUUGAACUUAUCUCUUGGUUGUUUCGUAUAUGUGAUAGUUGAGAGCAGGUUGGAUACACUUUUUUUUCAACAAAUUAUUCAGAUACUAUUAAUUUCAAAGACUUAGGAUUGUAAUACAAUUAUUAUAUUUUACUUAAAAAUAAACAGUAACUUAAUGAUUAGAAAAAAAAAUUAAUAUAUACAGAGGUUUUAUUUUUAAAAUCCAAAAGUACUAAGAUUGUACUAAUGUAGAAAAAAAAAAGGAUACAUUUUUUUUUUGUAUUAAUUAGUUUAUGACCAAAAAACAUACACAUACAUUUCAUCUGUAAAAUAUUUAUAGAAUAUAGGUAAAAUUAAAUUUUGAUCGGCAUAGCCUUUUUAAUUGUUAAUUAUUAUUGUAUGUAAUUCAUUCCAUUCAAAGCUAUAAUUCGAUUCAUUUUAUAGAACAACACAAACUAGGAAGUAUCAUUAUUAAAGGAUUCUUGUUUGUUGCUGAUUUUGAGCAUAAUAUUUCUUACUAGGUUUUUUUUUUUUUUUUCUCCAGAGCAUUACAUUAUCCCAAGCUGUACAUCUGUCACUUGAUCAUAUGAGUCAUUUCUUCACUUUUCUACUAAAGUUAAUUACAAUAAUUUUUUUUAUCAAUUCAUUUUUUUUUUUUUUUUUUACGAAUUGGUAAUAUAACUGGCCAGUUGUUGAAUUUAAAUUAGAUCUUGCUUUUGCUUUGUGCAUUGCUAAGUUAAUUUGAACAGCGUGUUCCUUUGUUGUAUGCUGUCAAUGUCCCUGGCUAAUAAAUGAGCAAUGUAUGUGGGCAAUAACUUCGAUGGUAAAAUCCUGAUCUAAAAUUAGACCCUUUACUUCGCAAUGAAAUAGUACACUACAUCAUUUCGAUAUAUUUUAUUUUCUCUGUCUUAUCCUAGUAGUGCUUGAUACUAAAAUUAUUUUGAUGAAACUGUGGAGGUCUGAAAGAAUUUGCAUAAAUUUGUAACUCUGCUUAUCCAUUGCCUGUGUUUCAGAUUGAUUCCUCUUAAUAUGGAAAUGUCUCCUCCUACUGUUCUCUGAUUAGAUCAUCCCAGCACUGCCUCGUGUACACACUUCCUCAGUUCUUUACUUUUCAACACCAUCUCUCUGUCAUGGUCCUCAUUUCUUUUCAGCUCAUAAGUUCAAAUCAAGGUUGAUGAAAUUGGUUUUGUAUUAGCUGCAUAUUAUUUAUUACAUGUAUGUGAAAUGUAUAUGACACUUGUACUUUGCAUGUACAUAGAUCUGAAGAAUUGAAACAUAAAUAUUUUACACUGUUUUCCUAUAUUUCAUUCAUUUUGGUUUGUGUGUGGUGGUUGCUUCACAUUUCAGUUAAAUCUCAAACCUGGUUGAAAGUUUUACAGCAUUAGCUUUGGAUAGUUUUGUUUUGUCAUUGUGUUAGAAAUAUACAUACAUAACUCUCAUGUAAUGUAAGAUUCCAUAUUUGGCCACUGUUUUUGUUUUAGAAUCCUCUUGGGGGGGCUGUUUAAUUUAUAUAAAACGUAAAUGUUAUUACUGCUACUAAAAAUAAGAGCAUAGUAUUGGUUAAAAGCGAAUAUGUCAUUUCGGAAAUAAAAUCUUGUAUGCAAUGUGAA